AUGUUGAUGUGCCUGGGCUCGGUCAAAUUCGUCCAAGUCGCGGGGGGCUAUGGCGGAUCAAAACCCGGCUUGUUCGCCGCUUCAACCAGUCCACCAGGACGACGACGACGACGAGAGCUUGACGGUGGUGACGCCGCCUCCCCACCCACUGGACGUACCGUGCCAUCACAUGGCGGGGAUCUCGACCGUGUCGACGGACUUUCUAGACAACUUUUGUCCACAAGAGUCAUCUUCCGUGUGGUCGUCGCGGGGGCUCGCGACGCAUCGUCCGUCGCUGUUUCGGUUCACCCAGGAGGCGUUCCAAGUCGACAAAACCAACGUCUGGCUCGCUGGCUGGCUUAUGCUCGACCGCAAGUAAGAAAUAUACCUCGUGUGCGUGGCGGACCUGCCGCAUGUGCUCGUCAACAUGUCGAGUGGCGCUGCCUGCGUCGUCAAAGUGUACUGCAGCCCGUGUACACGGAGAGAAAUGUGCGGGUGAUGGACCCCAAGGUAGUCUUGCUGCCGUCGUGGCGGUGCUUUUGGCGGUUGAAUGUUGAGAUGGUGUGGGUGAAGAAGCAAGUGGGCGAUUGA
Messenger RNA from Aphanomyces astaci, 570 nucleotides. RefSeq lists its product as hypothetical. The transcript has a single exon. Bases 1 to 570 code for a protein of 189 amino acids. The record is from RefSeq and is a predicted model, not a curated record. Lineage: Eukaryota; Oomycota; Saprolegniomycetes; Saprolegniales; Verrucalvaceae.